Messenger RNA from Caenorhabditis elegans, 653 nucleotides. RefSeq names its product aECM cysteine-cradle domain-containing protein (gene spia-1). NCBI's taxonomy places the organism in Eukaryota, Metazoa, Nematoda, Chromadorea, Rhabditida, Rhabditidae. Bases 31 to 528 code for a protein of 165 amino acids. The transcript has 4 exons. The record is from RefSeq and is marked reviewed.
GUGUGAGUUAGUGGCAGUGCGUCAUUCGUCAUGAAGCUAGUUGUUGUUUUGGCUUGUCUUGUUGUAGUAGCUGAGGCUUAUUCAAAAUCUGGAAAUCCAUACAAGACUAAGAAGUACAAGUGCGUCGAGGUUUCUGAUGAUGAAGAAAUUAGAAUUGUUCCAAAAAAGAAGCCAGUAACUUCCAAGUACCCGUGGAAGACAGAGGAGGAGAAAAUCAACCGCAAAAAUGAGGAUUUCCGAUCCACUGAAAGCAUCGAGAUGCCCAUGGCUAAAAAAGUGAAAACCCAAAAAAUCAGCACUACCACUCCACCAACUGUUUCCGAUGUCCAACGCGACUCCAAAGGACGCCCAUUGAUUCUUGAUCCAAAACACUGCAAACAGGUUGAACACUACUCCAAGACUUACGGUGUAAAGGAUGUUCCUGCCUGGGUAGCGAGCAACUGUGCAUUUGCCAAAAUGUACCUUCCAGGAGCAACUUGUGAGGAGAUUAACAUUUUGGUGGCCUCUUGCUACAAGAACAGAAGCUAAACCAGUAUUAUUAAUAAGUGAAGAUAAUCAAUCACAACUAAUAAUUGUAUUAAACUCUAUUUGACGAUCUGACACGUAAAAUCAUGAACAAUUUGUGCAAUUGAAUAAUAAAAUGGAUGAAAUUG